Fusarium keratoplasticum is the source of this 1728-nucleotide messenger RNA. RefSeq names its product Origin recognition complex subunit 2. The transcript is spliced from 2 exons. Gene Ontology annotation, cellular component: nuclear origin of replication recognition complex; nucleus. The record is from RefSeq and is a predicted model, not a curated record. Lineage: Eukaryota; Fungi; Ascomycota; Sordariomycetes; Hypocreales; Nectriaceae. Bases 1 to 1728 code for a protein of 575 amino acids. Gene Ontology annotation, biological process: DNA replication. Gene Ontology annotation, molecular function: DNA replication origin binding.
AUGCCACGGAAAAAGGCUGUUCUCGAGCCAGGCCACCCCCCGGCAGAAGCACCACGAUCUCUGCGAAAACGAAGUCACCAGGAGCUCGAUGCAAUCCCAGAAUCAGACCUCGAAACGACGCCCUCGAAGCGCAUACGAAGCUCAGCUCGAUACUCCCCGGUAGCCAACGAUGAUUCUGACAGCCAAGCUGAGGCCUUCACUGCGAAUGGCACUGGAAGCCCUGCAAUUACUAGCACUGAAUCAUUAAAGACCGACGAUGACGAGACCCCUAAACCCACUCCCCGACGUCGAGGUCGACCCCCGAAGAAGGCCGUGAAUGGAGAAACUCCCACACCGAAAGCGAGCCGCACUGCUCUCUUCCAGACCCCUACUAAGUCUGCGGCCUUUUCUUUGAGUGCUGCCACCCCUCGGGCGGCAGAUCGAUCCGCAAGGAAGAAGAGCGCAAGGGCCUUCAUAGAACAUGUGGUGGGCGAUAACCUCACGGAUGAGGAAGACGAAGGACUCGCGAGGCAUAUCUACGAUUCGAGCGAGGAUGAGGAAGAAGGCGAGGAUGGCAUUUCGAUUUCCGCAGAUGCAUCGGCCAUAGACGAAGCUGCGACACCAUCAAAGAGGACCCCAAAGCCAAGGGGGCGACCCAAGAAGACCAGAUCUCCCAGUCCGCCUCGAGACUUGCCUCCUCACGAACUAUACUUUGCUCACAACAAGCCCGGAAGGCCAAAGACGUCGAACAAUACCCUCGGAUCGCUCUCUUUGCUCACUCACGACGAGUACUUUACGAUAAUUAGGGAGAACAAAGACCACCAUGAAGCCGAUAUCGAGUACCUGGAGAGUCUACAUGCGGAAUCCUUUCCACAAUGGUCAUUUGAGCUAUCUCAAGGCUUCAAUUUGUGCCUCUACGGUUAUGGUUCGAAGCGGCGGUUAUUACACAAGCUUGCAGGACAUCUCCAUGCUCGAAGCAGGCGGGACAAGGGAGACAAGAUUGUCAUAAUCAACGGCUACGCUCCGACGACGACAAUGCGCGAGAUCCUUAGCACUGUCGGCACUGCUAUCGACCCUUCUCAGCGCAUCCCUCUUGCUCAGCCCUCCAUCAUGGUUCAAGCGGUUCUUUCUCACCUCGCCAACUCAUCAAUGACACUCACACUCAUCGUCAACUCGAUAGACGCAGCACCACUGCGCAAGCCUGCUUCUCAAGCUGCCCUUGCGCAGCUCGCCGCACAUCCGCGAAUCCGCCUGAUCUGCUCUGCUGAUACGCCCGACUUUGCGUUGCUUUGGGAUAUCGGCGUGCGCUCUGCCCUCAACCUGGUGUUCCAUGAUUGCACGACAUUUGCAGCGUACACUGCUGAGCUCGACGUCGUUGACGAGGUUCAUGAGCUGCUCGGCCGCAAUGCCCACCGUGUUAAUGGCCGUGAGGGUGUUGCGUUCGUCUUGCGCAGUUUGCCCGAGAAUGCAAAGAAUCUGUUCCGCCUGCUGGUGGGUGAGGUCCUCAUCGCCAUGGAAGAAGAGGGCGAGGGCGGUGAUGAACCCACAGGCGUGGAAUACAGGAUGGUGUACAACAAGGCGGUGGAGGAGUUUAUCUGCAGUUCCGAGAUGGCUUUCCGGACUCUGCUGAAGGAAUUCCACGACCACCAAAUCAUCAAGAGUAUCACCGACGCCCUAGGAACAGAGUUGCUGAGUCUUCCGUUCCGGAAGGACGAGUUGGAAGCAAUCUUGGAGGAUCUCAUGUCAUAA